Molecule: messenger RNA, 1926 nt
Organism: Ostreobium quekettii
Lineage: Eukaryota; Viridiplantae; Chlorophyta; Ulvophyceae; Bryopsidales; Ostreobiaceae
Source: the annotation of a GenBank genome assembly
AUGUCAGAAUCACUGCGCCUCCUGUCAGUGGUGGGCUUCGGCGGCUCUAUCCCCAACGGCCUCAUCCUGCACCCAGACGGCACCACCCUCAUCUACCCCCUGGGCUCCACGAUCGUCCUCAGAGACAAGGGCACCGUCGAGUCGCAGCAGUUCCUGCAGGGGCACACCGACAAGGUGUCAUGCCUGGCGAUAUCGAGGUCCGGGAAGUACCUGGCGUCGGGCCAGGUCACCUACAUGGGAUUCACGGCCGACAUCAUCGUGUGGGACAUGGAGGCAAGGGCUCUGCUUCAUCGCAUGAGCCUCCACAAGGUCAAAGUUCAGGCCCUCGAUUUCUCCUUUGAUGAACGACGGCUCGUCUCAUUGGGAGGACAAGAUGACAAUUCUCUGGUUCUGUGGAAUGUCGAGACGGGAGCUGCCAUCUGCGGAAGCCCCACCCACUCGGAUUUCACCCUCUGCGUUAAGUUCCUGAACAACUGCAGGGAUGUCUUGAUCACGGCGGGGAAGUACAACCUGAACGUCUGGGAGCACGACGGCCCCAACAACAAACUGCGCGAGAUGGACGUGCAGCUGGGCCAGCUGAGGCGGAUAUUCAACUGCAUUUGCAUAGACAGCCAAGAUCGAUUCGUAUACUGCGGGACAACCUCAGGCGACGUGCUUCAGAUCAGCAUCGAGACGAAGCUGAUGAAGAAUCUCGGCAUCGCAAAAGGUCCAAUUUCUUUGGGCGUCACGGCCUCGUGCCACACGCCGGAAGGUCGCUUAUUCGUAGGGGCGGGAGACGGCAGCAUACGGCUGCUGAAGGUGCCACCGGAGGCUGCCAAUCCAAAGUUGAUGAAAAAAAAUUCAGAGGUGGCCGUCAUCAAUGUGGAUGGCGCCAUUGCCUCCCUCGUCACCGAAGCGGAAACGCAGGCUGCCGUGUGCCUCCUCGUGGGGACGGUCAGCUGCAACCUCUAUCGCAUUACAUGGGCGGUGAAGGAAAUGAGGUUCACAUCCGAGCUCUUGCAGACGGCACACUCGGACAAAGUGAACGACUUGGCACUCCUGGGGGACUCCAGUGACGUGUUUGUCACCUGCGGCCUCGGCAACGUCCGGCUGUGGCACCUGGACACGUGCCGAGAGGUGCUCCGCAUCCGGGUGCCCAAUUUGGAGUGCCACUGUGUCGAUCUCUUUCGGGACGGCUCCUGCAUCGUCAGUGGAUGGAGCGAUGGCGCCAUCCGCGCCUUCGGCCCUCAGAGCGGCAAGCUGCUGUUCAGCAUCCACAACGCGCACCACAAAGCCGUCACGGCCAUUGCGAGCACGGGGGACUGCAACAGGAUCAUAUCUGGCGGGGAGGAGGGAAUGGUCCGCGUGUGGGGCAUCAGGGCCGAGAGCCAGGUCAUGGAGGCCUCCAUGAAGGAGCACAAGGGGCCCGUGAACUGCAUUCAGAUCAAGGAGAGCACGAGCGACGAGUGCGUCAGCUGCAGCUCGGACGGCAGCUGCAUCAUCUGGGACCUGACCACCUUCAAGCGCCGCAACAGCCUCUUCGCCAACACCUUCUUCAAGGCCGUGGUGUACCAGAGGGAUGAGAGCCAGCUGGUCACGGGAGGGACGGACAGAAAGAUCACUUACUGGGAUCCAUUCGACGGCCAGCCGAUACGCAUAUUGGACGGCUCUUCGGCCGAGCCCGUAAAUGCCCUGGCCAUCGACCCAGCCGGCGAGACCAUCGUCAGCGGGGGCUCCGACAAGUUAAUAAAGUUGUGGGGAUACGACGAGGGCCACUGCUACUACACCGGCGUCGCCCACAGCGGGCCCGUCGCCAAGGUUGCGAUCACCCAGGACAUGUCCCGAAUCCUGAGCGUUGGCGCCGAGGGCGGCAUUUUCGUGUGGGAGUUUGCAAAGCCCCGGCCCCUGCCCGAGGACAUCCCUCUGGACGGACAGGACGCGGAGUGA